UUAUUUGACUAUCCCUACUGAACAAUCACCAACAUAUUCAAUUAACACCGAAGCCGAGCAAGAAAAAUCGAACUCUCCCGAACAUGAUCGAACGACUGAAGAUCCUAAUCCGCCUCCACCUCCUUCAAGUUCACAACCACCACCACCUCCUGAAGAUGCUGGUCAUCAAUCCCCACUACCAUCAACUUCCAAAUAA
This is a messenger RNA of Racocetra fulgida, 196 nucleotides long. NCBI's taxonomy places the organism in Eukaryota, Fungi, Glomeromycota, Glomeromycetes, Diversisporales, Gigasporaceae. The record is from the annotation of a GenBank genome assembly.